Physella acuta is the source of this 849-nucleotide messenger RNA. RefSeq lists its product as uncharacterized. The record is from RefSeq and is a predicted model, not a curated record. Lineage: Eukaryota; Metazoa; Mollusca; Gastropoda; Physidae.
AUGACUAUCCCGGGACCAACAGGAUUAUCCCGGGACCAACAGGAUUAUCCCGGGACCAACAGGAUUAUCCCGGGACCAACAGGAUUAUCCCGGGACCAACAGGAUUAUCCCGGGACCAACAGGAUUAUCCCGGGACCAACAGGAUUAUCCCGGGACCAACAGGAUUAUCCCGGGACCAACAGGAUUAUCCCGGGACCAACAGGAUUAUCCCGGGACCAACAGGAUUAUCCCGGGACCAACAGGAUUAUCCCGGGACCAACAGGAUUAUCCCGGGACCAACAGGAUUAUCCCGGGACCAACAGGAUUAUCCCGGGACCAACAGGAUUAUCCCGGGACCAACAGGAUUAUCCCGGGGCCAACAGGAUUAUCCCGGGACCAACAGGAUUAUCCCGGGACCAACAGGAUUAUCCCGGGACCAACAGGAUUAUCCCGGGACCAACAGGAUUAUCCCGGGACCAACAGGAUUAUCCCGGGACCAACAGGAUUAUCCCGGGACCAACAGGAUUAUCCCGGGACCAACAGGAUUAUCCCGGGACCAACAGGAUUAUCCCGGGACCAACAGGAUUAUCCCGGGACCAACAGGAUUAUCCCGGGACCAACAGGAUUAUCCCGGGACCAACAGGAUUAUCCCGGGACCAACAGGAUUAUCCCGGGACCAACAGGAUUAUCCCGGGACCAACAGGAUUAUCCCGGGACCAAAAUACAACAGGAUUAUCCCUUAUAUCAGACCAAAAUACAACAGGAUUACCCCUUAUAUCAGACCAAAAUACAACAGGAUUACCCCUUAUAUCAGACCAAAAUACAACAGGAUUACCCCUUAUAUCAGACCAUUCGAAGGUUUUAGAAUAG